Dicrocoelium dendriticum is the source of this 345-nucleotide messenger RNA. Lineage: Eukaryota; Metazoa; Platyhelminthes; Trematoda; Plagiorchiida; Dicrocoeliidae. The record is from the annotation of a GenBank genome assembly.
AUGCUUAAUGAAUGUGCUCAUGGAAAUGGAGCAGAAAAUAGUAAUCCAGGUCCAAGAGGCAGUACACGGAAACCAACAGUAGCUCCCAUAGCGAAUCCACCUAAACUGACAAAUGAGAUGAUAGAGGAAAAACUGCGGAAAGCGGAAGAAAAACGAGAAAAAGAAGAUGAGUGUACGACUACUUCGAUAAAAUUGUUAGUUAGCAAGAUAGAAGUUGCGGUUAAAUGUGAAGAAGCAGCGAGUAAAGUAACUAAAGGAGUUACGCGUAUGCUAUUAUUAAAGCUAGAUACGGUCUGUUGCAUUACCAGUGAAUUGUCGAUGCGUGUUCAUCGAACAACAACAUGA